Sorghum bicolor (sorghum) is the source of this 2049-nucleotide messenger RNA. RefSeq names its product anthocyanidin 3-O-glucosyltransferase 2. Gene Ontology annotation, molecular function: UDP-glycosyltransferase activity. The record is from RefSeq and is a predicted model, not a curated record. Lineage: Eukaryota; Viridiplantae; Streptophyta; Magnoliopsida; Poales; Poaceae. The transcript has a single exon. Bases 349 to 1893 code for a protein of 514 amino acids.
CCAUAUUUAUUGAAGAAAGAGGUAGAAAAAAAUAAGACUCCAAGUCUUAUUUAGACUCAAGUCCAUAUUGUUCGAGAUAAUAAAUGAUUUUAGACUCUAUGAUAGAGUCUGCAUUGUGAGUGCCUAACUCUUCCCAUCUCUUCUCUUCUCGUUUCGCCCAACCGAACAGUCGGCAGCUGCUGCUUUGCAGUUGUAGCCCACUGCCAGCCCGCUUUCUUUCAAACCUUUUUUUUUUCACCCAUGACAACAUAGUACAGGCACAAGCACAUCCACAGGGGAGGCCUUCCGCUCCUCGGUCGUCGUCUAUCCUUCCGUUCCACCCGGAAUCCGAACACCACCACCCACGCCAUGACGACGAGCGCCGACGCCGACGCCGACCCGACCGUCGUCUUGGUUCCAAUCUGGGGCGUCGGCCACUUCGUCCCGAUGAUCGAGGCCGGCAAGCGUCUGCUGGCACGCAGCACCCGCCGGCUCACGCUCACCGUGCUCAUCAUGCCGGCGCCGUCGGAGAAGCGCGCGUCCGAGAUCGCCGACCACAUCCGCGAGGUGGAGGCGGAGUCCGCUGCCCUCGGUCUCGCCAUCCGCUUCCACCACCUCCCGGCGGCAGCCGAGCCUCCGCCGGCCGUGGCCACCACCUACUACUCGGGCCCCGAGGAGUUCAUCUCCCUCAACGUGCACCCGUACGUGCCCCACGUGACGGCGGCCGUCGCCGGCCUGACGUGCCCCGUGGCCGCCGUCGUGGUCGACAUCUUCUGCACGCCGCUGCUCGACGCGGCGCACGGACUCGCCGUGCCCGCCUACGUGUACCUCAUCUGCAGCGCGGCCAUGUGCGCGCUCCUGCUCCACUCCCCUGCGCUCGAUGACGAGGCCGCCGCAGCCGGCGACGUCGAGUUCGAGGAGAUGGACGGCGGCGUAGUCCACGUCCCUGGCCUCCCGCCGGUGCCGGCGUCAUGCCUCCCGUCGGGACUGGUCGACAGGAACGUCCCGACCUACCGCUGGUUCCUGUACAACGGCCGGCGCUACACGGAAGCCGCCGGCAUCAUCGUCAACACCGUCGCCGAGCUCGAGCCACACGUUCUGGCCGCCAUCGCCGACGGGCGGUGCUGCACGCGCGGGAACCGCGCCCCGACGGUGUACACCAUCGGGCCAGUCCUCGCCGCGACCAUUACUACUACUCCGCCGCCGGCCGACGCGGAGAAGCAGCAGGAGGAGGAACACGAGUGCGUGCGGUGGCUCGACACGCAGCCGCCGGCGUCCGUGCUGUUCCUCUGCUUCGGAAGCGCGCGGUUCUUCAGCGCGCGGCAGGCGCACGAGGCCGCGCACGCCCUGGACCGCAGCGGCCACCGCUUCCUGUGGGUGCUGCGCGGGCCGCCGGAGCACGGGACGAAGCUGUCCUCGGACGGGGACCUGGCCGAGCUGCUCCCGCCGGGGUUCUUGGAGAGGACGAAAGGCAGGGGGCUCGUGUGGCCGAAGUGGGCGCCGCAGAAGGAGAUCCUGGCGCACGCCGCCGUCGGAGGCUUCGUCACGCACUGCGGCUGGAACUCGGUGCUCGAGAGCCUGUGGUUCGGCGUGCCCAUGCUGCCGUGGCCGUGGGCCGCCGAGCAGCACUACAACGCCUUCACGCUGGUGGCCGGCAUGGGGGUCGCCGUCGCCAUGGAGGUGUGUCGGAAGGAGGACAACUUCGUGGAGGCUGCCGAGCUGGAGCGGGCAGUCCGAGCUCUCAUGGGAGGCGCCGAGGGGACGGCGGCGAGGGAGAAGGCGAGGGAGAUGAAGGCGGCUUGCCGGAGGGCCGUCGAGGAGGGCGGGUCGUCGGAUGCGUCCUUGAAGAGACUCUGUGAUGCACUCCAUCAAGGUGCAGUGCUCCCUGCAAGAAAGUUUCCUCAGGAUACAUGAUAAUAGCUGGAAUAAUGUGACUGAUGAGGUGUGUUCCUGUUUCAGUUGUGUGCAUGUGUGUGUUUUCAGCCCAACUCAAUAAUCGAGGAUUUGUUGAUGUUGUAAGAACAUUCUGUUCGAAAUAAAUUAUAAUAUGUUCAGCAUUUUAGAGAAGAA